Macrobrachium nipponense is the source of this 556-nucleotide messenger RNA. RefSeq names its product cuticle protein AMP1A-like. Gene Ontology annotation, molecular function: structural constituent of chitin-based larval cuticle. The record is from RefSeq and is a predicted model, not a curated record. The transcript is spliced from 3 exons. Gene Ontology annotation, cellular component: chitin-based extracellular matrix. NCBI's taxonomy places the organism in Eukaryota, Metazoa, Arthropoda, Malacostraca, Decapoda, Palaemonidae. Bases 25 to 483 code for a protein of 152 amino acids.
CAUUCUCCUGUGAAGCGUCACACAAUGAAGUUCGUCAUCCUCUCAGCCUUAGCAGCCGUGGCUUUAGCCGCCCCCCAGUACAACUACGACGCCCCCCGAGGUUCUUUCAGGGGCGGCGACUCCAGCGAGGAGAUCGCCAUCCUCAAGGACAGCCGCGAGCAGGAUGAUUCGGGACGAUACGUCGUCGACGUCGAAACCGCCAACGGCAUCAAGUUCACAGACAGCGGUUCCCCUGGAGCCAACGGGGCUGUUGCCGCUUCUGGAGCCUUCUCGUACACUGCUCCUGACGGCACCCCAGUCCGACUGCAGUACGUCGCUGACGAGAACGGCUUCCAGCCCCAGUCCGACCUCCUGCCAGUGGCCCCUGCAUUCCCCCACCCAAUCCCCCAGUUCGUCCUCGACCAGAUCGCCUUCGCUGCUAGCCAGGACUCCCGUGAGAGCAGGGGUCCUUCACGAUCUUACGGUGCACCCAGAUAUGACUAGGAGGGUAGCUGUCCUGCAAGAUGAAUGAGAUGUAUGAUAAUCCUUAUUUAUAGAAAUAAAUAUGUAUCCCUAA